AAUUUCCAUCUCACCAUACAUGGAAAAAAAUUUCAAUCUUAAAGGGCCUACGUCGAUAAUGCAGGCGCCGUCGUAACCGACACUGUCACGUAUGUCACGAACCCCCCACCAUUUGACAGGCACCUUUCGACAUACAUCAACAAAACAAACAGUUUAACAAACAAGUACGCAAAAUAUGGUGUAAAAAAAAUAGUGGUACGAAAUGUACGGGUAUUGUGCGGCCAGUAAUUGAGGUGUUCCUGUAACCUGGCGCGGUGGAAAUGGCAUCUCGUCGCGAGGUCCUCAAGGCUUCCAUGGAGCCUCUGCCAAAUUCCAGCGAUCCCCUGAGGGAGCUUUUCGAAGCUUGCAAAGUGGGUGACAUCGCCAGGGUGAGAACUUUGAUCACCCCACAAACCGUCAACGCCAGAGACACAGCCGGAAGGAAGUCUACCCCACUGCAUUUUGCAGCUGGCUAUGGAAGAAGGGACGUGGUGGAGUUUUUACUUGGAGCCGGCGCCUCGAUUCAAGCGAGGGACGAUGGGGGUCUGCAUCCUCUGCACAAUGCCUGUUCAUUUGGGCACGCCGAUGUGGUGCGGUUACUUUUGGAGGCCGGUGCGAACCCUAACACACGGGACAACUGGAACUACACGCCGCUUCACGAGGCGGCUAUCAAAGGAAAAAUCGACGUUUGUAUAGCAUUGUUGCAACACGGUGCUGACGUAAACGUCCGCAACACCGAGGGCAAGACCGCCUUGGAGGUGGCGGACGCCAGCACCCGUCCCGUCCUCACCGGCGAAUAUCGCAAGGACGAGCUGCUGGAGGCGGCACGAUCCGGCGCCGAAGACCGACUACUCGCCCUGCUCAAUCCGCUCAACGUGAAUUGUCACGCGAGCGACGGGCGUCGGUCGACACCGCUGCAUCUGGCCGCCGGUUAUAACCGCAAUCGGGUAGUGCAACUGCUCCUCCAGAAUGGUGCCGAUGUCCACGCCAAGGAUAAGGGUGGUCUCGUACCGUUACAUAACGCUUGUUCGUACGGACACUUCGAAGUGACCGAGAUGUUGAUAAAGCACGGCGCCAACGUCAACGCAAACGACCUGUGGGCGUUCACGCCGCUCCACGAGGCCGCCUCCAAGUCACGCGUGGAAGUUUGUUCGCUGCUCCUCAGCGAGGGCGCCGAUCCGCAUCAAUUAAACUGCCACUCUAAAUCAGCGAUCGACGUUGCCCCUACCAGGGAACUGCAAGAAAGACUGGCAUACGAGUAUAAAGGACACCUUCUGUUGGAGGCCGCCCGACAAGCAGACACUAGUAAAAUAAAGAAGUACCUAACAGCCGAUAUAAUUAAUUUUAAGCAUCCAUACACUGGUGACACUGCCCUACAUAUGGCUGUAAAUUCUCUUUAUCCAAAACGGAAGCAAAUAUUGGAAUUGCUUAUUCGUAAAGGUGUUAAUUUAAAUGAGAAAAAUAAGGACUUUUUGACUGCCUUGCAUCUCGCCACUGACAACUCCCACUACGACCUGAUGGACGUACUUCUGCGGCACGGUGCCAAAGUAAAUGCUCUUGAUGGCUUGGGCCAGACUGCUCUUCAUCGUUGUGCACGCGACGAUAAUACCCAAGCUGCGCGCAUUCUCCUUUCCUACAACGUAGAUGUGUCUAUUGUAUCUCUGCAAGGUUACACGGCGGCCCAAGUCGCUUCUGAAAACGUUGCCAAAAUGUUACAAGUCUUAAAAAUCUUUGUCGUAGAUCCGCCAACGGUCAGUGCAGAUGUAGAGUGCCAAAUAUUAGAGGCGGCCAAAUCCGGCGACCUCGAACAAGUCCAGCGUCUCCUGGUUGCAUAUCCUCACAUCGUGAAUUGCCGAGACCUGGACGGUCGACAUUCUACACCCCUUCAUUUCGCAUCCGGUUACAACCGAGUGGCGGUUGUCGAAUAUUUACUGCAACAGGGUGCAGACGUGCAUGCCAAAGACAAAGGUGGAUUGGUUCCUUUACAUAACGCCUGUUCUUACGGACACUACGAGGUGACUGAAUUGCUCGUGAAACACGGCGCCAGCGUUAACGUGGCAGACUUGUGGAAGUUCACUCCACUUCAUGAAGCUGCGGCCAAAGGCAAAUAUGAGAUUGUUAAAUUAUUGCUCAAGCACGGUGCGGAUCAGACAAAGAAGAACCGUGACGGAGCGACACCGCUGGAUUUGGUAAGGGAGGGCGACCAAGACGUAGCAGACUUGUUGCGUGGAAACGCAGCUCUCUUGGACGCCGCCAAGAAGGGUAACCUAGCUAGAGUACAAAGACUGGUCUCUCAGGAGAAUAUCAACUGCCGUGACGCUCAAGGCAGGAAUUCCACGCCGUUACAUCUAGCGGCUGGGUAUAACAAUGUAGAUGUAGCUGAAUUCCUCCUUGAACACGGAGCGGAUGUAAAUGCUCAAGACAAAGGCGGAUUAAUACCUUUACACAAUGCGUCCAGUUACGGCCACUUAGAUAUAGCUGCCCUACUCAUUAAAUACAACACUGUAGUGAAUGCCACGGACAAAUGGGGCUUUACGCCGUUACACGAGGCUGCUCAAAAGGGCAGAACACAGCUCUGUGCUUUACUGCUUGCUCAUGGUGCCGACCCCUACCUCAAAAAUCAAGAGGGACAAGCACCGGUUGACCUCGCGUCUGCCGACGAUGUCCGUUGUUUGCUGCAAGACGCCAUGGCAUCGCAGCAAUGCGUCUCCGUGGUACCACCGUCUGCUCCCUCGUCCCGUCCACCUUCUAUAGCUCUAGCGGCCAACAGCCCAUCCCCAACGGCUGCUUUGGGGGCACAGAACACAGCUGCCACGGGAGUCAAUUCGGAGACGGUGAUUAUGCCAUCCGGGGCGGCUGUACAGCUACUCGUGCCGGUGGGAAGCAGGGCGAGCGUUUCCAUGCCCGUGGCGGAAGGGUGUUGUUCUUCUACGACUGUAACAAAAUUAGAGGGACAGUCUCAGGAGGUUUCUAGUGUGGCUAAUUUCCUCGCUAGUUUAAAUUUGGAGCAUUUGUACGACAUUUUUGAAAGGGAGCAAAUCACACUAGACAUUCUUGCGGAAAUGGGUCAUGAGGAUUUGAAGCAAAUUGGAAUUUCUGCGUAUGGGUUCAGGCAUAAGCUGAUAAAGGGAAUGGAAAGGUUGGUUGCUAGUUGUGGAGGUUUGUGGUCAACUCCUUCCAAUCCCGGUACGCUCUUGGUGGAUCUUCUGGCGGACGAUAAAGAGUUUAUUACCGUUGAAGAGGAAAUGCAAAACAGUAUUAGAGAACACCGCGACAACGGCCACGCAGGCGGUGUUUUCUCUAGAUAUAAUAUAGUUAGGAUUCAAAAAGUACAGAACCGCAAAUUGUGGGAACGCUACAAUCACCGAAGACAGGAGGUCGCUGAAGAGAACAACAACCAAUCGAAUGAACGCAUGUUGUUCCAUGGAUCGCCGUUCAUCAACGCCAUCGUGCAGAAGGGUUUCGACGAAAGACACGCCUACAUAGGUGGCAUGUUCGGCGCUGGAAUAUACUUUGCGGAGCAUUCCAGCAAGAGCAACCAGUACGUGUAUGGAAUUGGAGGAGGUACCGGAUGUCCCACACACAAGGAUCGUUCCUGCUAUUCUUGUCAUAGGCAUUUACUAUUGUGUCGCGUCACUCUCGGCAAAUCGUUCUUGCAAUUUAGUGCCAUGAAAAUGGCACACGCCCCACCAGGUCAUCAUUCUGUGGCUGGUCGGCCGUCAGCAGGCGGGCUCAAUUUCCCCGAGUAUGUGGUGUAUCGUGGCGAGCAAGCGUACCCCGAGUACUUCGUUACGUAUCAAAUUGUUAAGCCUGAGGACUGUUCGAGUGGAACGGACUCCGACGUUAGGUGAUUUACAGAUGAUCGUUGGUUACUUAUGCAACCGAUGCGCCGAUCCUGUAGAGAAUUCUUGUGUAGCGUUGUGUGCGAUGCGUUCCGCUGUCUCUUUCCCGUUACCGUGCGUAAAAAGUGUAGCUGUCACGAGCAAACGCAGCAACAGAAAUAAUUGCUCCCGUCAUUUAAUUCUUGUUUUUUAUCAAUUAAGUAACGGUAGACGUGUAAAUAUUAGUUUUGACUCUAUGGGUAAUCGUGCAGAUUUUAAUUUAUUUGACCUUUUCAAAUUAAAAAAAGUGUUACCAGAAUUUUUCCACAUUUUACUGAAUAUUCGGGGUAUUUUUAAUUCAAUUAUAUAUUGUAUCUAAAGGAAUGUGCAACAAUUAUACAUAUAAAUGGUUAUAUAUAUUUGUUUAAACUAUUAGAUAAUUCAUUAUUUCCAGAGAAAGGAAAUUUCAAGAAAAAUUAUAAAAUUAUGCCUAGACCGACAUUUUUAUUUUACUUCUAACAAUUAUCAAACAUUUUAUUUUUGAGUUAAAAAACCAGUUGUUGAGUCAAAUGUAGCAAAAUUCUUGCAAUAUAUUUUUUAAAGAGCUGAAUAGGGAUUUAAAAAAAUCUGCACAGUUGUGCCAUACCGAGUCGAAAGACGUAUUUAAAUGUACAUAUUAUCAACUGUUAUUUACUAUUAGAACUACCGCAAAAUAAUCGUUGGUGCUCUCAUAUUGAUUAUUUUUCUGAUUAAUUGCAUAUUUUUAAGGAAGUGCGACAAAUUCAGAUUAUUGUAUUGUAUUCUGAAAAAUUCAAGAAAAGUUGAGUUUGGAUAAAUAGUCAACAAAUUGUCAUUAGUGUUAUAUAUUAGCAAUUAGAAAUAAAUAUUUCAAUUUUUAAAGAUGAAGGAAACAGGGUAAAGUCUUUAAAGAAUUUUCUCCUCUUUAUUUGAAGAGGAGAGCAUAUUUUCCUUAUUACUGGAAAAAUUUGUCAUACUUCCAAUUGUAUGAUUACGAAAACUAUAGAUAUUAAGACAAAUAUAAAUGUGUUCAUCUAAAAACUUGUAAAUAUUAUCCUGGACAAAUUGUCUUGCAUUAAGAAUUCUCAUUUAUUUAUUAUUUAUAUGGUUCUUAGUGGGCUAGACUUUCUCUCUAUUUGAAAGUAUUGUGAUAUCUACUUUAAUGUUAUGAAAAUAUGUGGGAGACUACUAAUUGUGAAUAUAAGUGUAAAUUUGUCUCAAAUGUUCAUUCUGUUGCAUUUAAGUUUUUAUAGAAUCUUCAGCAAAUCCUCCUACCAGUAAAUAAUACUAUCCAAUGUUUUUCAGCAUAGUAUAACAACUGUAUACUUAUGUCAGAGAGUAAAAUUGGAUGUUACCACUUCACUCAUAUUUAAUGUUCCAGUUUACAUGAUUCACAAAUAUGCUAGUUACGAAUGUAGAUCUCAGAAUUAAUUGUAUAAACGUUAAUAAUUUUACAGUGUAUAUACUCUUUACGAAUUGACAAGAAUGUUAACAUUUGUCACAAGCUUUACAACUUUGUCUCAUUCGUUUGAUGUUUUUAUCAAAAAUGUACUGUUAAUAAUGGUGUGGUGAUUUAAGUAUUCUUUUGGUUUAAUUUUUUCUUAUAGAACUGAAUAAAAUAAUAUGUAUCAUUUUAAA
This is a messenger RNA of Aethina tumida (small hive beetle), 5456 nucleotides long. Its product is annotated as poly [ADP-ribose] polymerase tankyrase. The transcript has 16 exons. The record is from RefSeq and is a predicted model, not a curated record. Gene Ontology annotation, molecular function: NAD+ poly-ADP-ribosyltransferase activity; protein binding. The coding region runs from base 261 to 3830 and encodes 1189 amino acids. NCBI's taxonomy places the organism in Eukaryota, Metazoa, Arthropoda, Insecta, Coleoptera, Nitidulidae.